Molecule: messenger RNA, 1904 nt
Organism: Odobenus rosmarus divergens (Pacific walrus)
Lineage: Eukaryota; Metazoa; Chordata; Mammalia; Carnivora; Odobenidae
Gene: NCAPH2
Product: non-SMC condensin II complex, subunit H2
Exons: 20
Coding region: 96-1904 (602 amino acids)
Biological process (GO): meiotic chromosome condensation; mitotic sister chromatid separation
Cellular component (GO): nucleus; condensin complex
Molecular function (GO): chromatin binding
Source: RefSeq, a predicted model, not a curated record
AGCAAAAUGGCGCCAGAACUAGUGGCGGGCUGAGGACGCUGGCUCCCCUCGAAGACGGUCCUGCGGUCCCCGGGCCGCCCCGGCCCCUCCCGGACAUGGAGGACGUGGAGGCGCGCUUCGCCCAUCUGCUGCAGCCCAUCCGCGACCUCACUAAGAACUGGGAGGUGGACGUGGCGGCCCAGCUGGGCGAGUAUCUAGAGGAGCUGGACCAGAUCUGCAUUUCUUUUGAUGAGGGGAAAACCACAAUGAACUUCAUUGAGGCAGCGCUGUUGAUCCAGGGGUCUGCCUGUGUCUACAGUAAGAAGGUGGAAUACCUCUACUCACUGGUCUACCAGGCUCUUGAUUUCAUCUCUGGCAAGAAGCGGGCCAAGCAGCUCUCCUCAGUGCGGGAAAAUGGGGCCAAUGGGGACACCAGCUCCACAGCUCCCCAGGAGGUGGAGGACCAGUUCCUGUCGUUGGAUGACCUCCCUGACUCCCGUGCUAAUGUGGAUCUGAGGAACGACCUGCCCCCCCGUGAGGUCCUCAUCGUCCCUCUUCUGCCCAUGGCCCUUGUGGCCCCUGAUGAGAUGGAGAAGAAUGCCAGCCCCCUGUACAGCUGUCAGGGGGAGGUCCUGGCCAGCCGGAAGGAUUUUAGGAUGAAUACGUGUACCCCCCACCCCAGAGGAGCCUUCAUGUUGGAGCCAGUGGGCAUCUCCCCCAUGGAGACACUGAUGCCGAGGAACCAGAAGGAGCCUGAGAGGGCUGAGGAGCAGCCAAUGGAAGUCUCUGUGUGCAGUCCUGUCCCUGUGGUCAACGUCUCCCAGGAGCCAGGUGCCUCUCCAGAAGGCCCAAUGCCUGGAGGUGGCAGUGAGGAUGAUGCAGAGGGGGCAGCAGAGCUCCCUGAAGCCACAGCCCCCGAGGGCCCUCAGGAACCCCAGGAACCCAGGAGCCCGCAGCAGGGUGCUGCCCAGCCUAGUCGGUGCGUGCUACGGGAGCGAGAGGAGCCAGUGCCCCUGAUGAAGGAGACUCCGGACCCCUGGCAGAGCCUGGACCCCUUUGACUCCCUGGACUCUAAGCCCUUCAAGAAAGGUAGGCCUUACUCCGUGCCCCCCUGCGUGGAGGAGGUUCCAGGACAGAAGCGCAAGAGGAAGGGUGCCACCAAGCUGCAGGACUUCCACCAGUGGUACCUGGCUGCCUUUGCUGACCACGCUGACAGCAGGAGGCCCCGGCGAAAGGGCCCGUCCUUUGCAGACAUGGAGGUCCUGUACUGGAAGCAUGUGAAGGAGCAAUUGGAGACUCUCCGGAAGCUGCAGAGGCGGGAGAUGGCCGAGCGGUGGCUGCCGAGGCCUGAGGAAGGGCUGUGGCCUGUGGAGGACCAGCUGGAGGACUCCCUGGAGGAUCUGGGGACAGCAGAUGACUUUCUAGAGCCUGAGGAGUAUGCAGAGCCUCAGGAGGCAAAGCCUGGGGAAGCUGCAGACCUGGAGGCCAUGCCAGUGUCCCUGAGCUAUGAGGAGCUGGUCCGAAGGAAUGUGGAGCUCUUCAUCGCCACCUCUCAGAAGUUCGUCCAGGAGACAGAGCUGAGCCAGCGCAUCAGAGACUGGGAGGACACUAUCCAGCCCCUGCUCCAAGAGCAGGAACAGCAUGUGCCCUUUGACAUCCAUACUUACGGGGACCAGGUAGUCUCAAGGUUCAGCCAGCUCAACCAGUGGUGUCCCUUUGCGGAGCUAGUUGCUGGCCAACCUGCCUUCGAGGUGUGUCGUUCCAUGCUGGCGUCCCUGCAGCUGGCCAACGACUACACCGUGGAGAUCACCCAGCAGCCGGGGCUGGAGGCGGCCGUGGACACCAUGUCCCUGAGACUACUCACGCACCAGCGGGCCCACAAGCGCUUCCAGACCUAUGCUGCCCCCUCCAUGGCCCAGCCCUGA